GUGUGUGUUUGUGUGUGUGGGUCAGUGUGUGCAUGGGGGCACGUGUGUGUAUGUGUUUUCUCCUGGCCAUAUAUAGGAUGAUGUGCACCAGGCUCUGCAUUGGUAGCAGCACUUGAGCUCUUCCCCUAUUCUGUUUGUAUCUCUAUCACCACUCUCCCUCUCUCUAGUUCUCCCUCUCUCUCUCUCUCUCUCUCUCUCUCCUCUCUCUCUCUCUCUCUCCGGCCCCCCAUUCAAGAUUACCUGCAGGAAUACAAGGGAAGCUCUGGUCCUGCUCUGCUCCUUUCUACCGGACCUUCUUGCUGGGAGACUUCUUUUUUAAAGCUGUGUGCUUUGAGAACCCGGUGAAGCUGAGACAACAUGAGUGAUCUUCUGGAAGAUGGGUCCUUCAUGUUCACGUCGGAGUCCGUAGGGGAAGGACAUCCAGAUAAAAUCUGUGACCAAAUCAGUGAUGCUGUCCUGGACGCCCAUCUGAUGCAGGACCCUGAUGCAAAAGUAGCCUGUGAGACGGUGUGUAAGACCGGCAUGGUGUUGCUGUGUGGAGAGAUCACUUCCCGGGCCCAUGUGGACUACCAGAAGGUUGUCAGGGAGACCAUCCGGCACAUCGGCUACGACAACUCCGACAAGGGUUUCGACUACAAGACGUGCAAUGUGCUGGUGGCUCUGGAGCAGCAGAGCCCCGACAUCGCCCAGGGCGUCCACAUCGACAGACAGGAGGAGGACAUCGGCGCCGGAGACCAGGGCCUGAUGUUCGGCUACGCCACCGACGAGACGGAGGAGUGCAUGCCGCUCACCAUCGUCCUGGCCCACAAGCUCAACUCCAAGAUGGCUGAGCUCAGACGCGACGGCACCCUUCCCUGGCUGCGUCCCGACUCUAAAACACAGGUGACAGUGCACUACGAACAGCAGGGCGGCGCGGUCAUCCCCAUAAGGGUCCACACCGUGGUCAUCUCCGUCCAGCACGAUGACUACAUCUCCCUGGAGGAGCAGAAAGUCAUGCUCAAAGAGAAGGUGAUCAAAGCAGUGGUCCCUGCUAAGUAUCUGGAUGACCAGACCAUCUACCACCUGCAGCCCAGCGGACGCUUCGUGAUCGGAGGGCCUCAGGGCGAUGCCGGGGUGACGGGCAGGAAGAUCAUCGUGGACACGUACGGCGGGUGGGGCGCGCACGGCGGCGGAGCCUUCUCAGGGAAGGACUUCUCUAAGGUGGACCGCUCGGCGGCCUACGCCGCCCGCUGGGUGGCCAAGUCCCUGGUGAAGGCCAAGCUGUGCCGGAGAGUGCUGGUCCAGGUGUCCUAUGCCAUUGGCGUGGCCCACCCCCUCUCCAUCUCCCUGUUCACAUACGGCUCUUCCGAGAGGUCAGAGGGAGAACUGCUGCGCAUCGUCAACAAGAACUUUGACUUGCGGCCAGGUGUCAUUGUCAGGGAGCUUAACCUGAAGAGGCCCAUCUACCAGCAGACAGCCUCCUACGGCCACUUUGGCCGCCCAGAGUUCACAUGGGAGAUGCCGAAGGAGCUGAUCCAUUAAACAUCCCCAACACCUGCCUGGAACACAACCACAACCACACCUUCUUACGGACUACAGCCACAAAGGACUAAUCAUUUAGUCUUAGUGCCCCCCACUUCCUACAAUCGAUAUGGUGUAUCUUCAAGAGAAUACAUGCGGCCAAUGUUAGGGAUAUAGUUUUAGGUUUUAGAUUUUCGGGCUGAGGUUCGCUCCACCAAAACAAGACCACUUUAGCAAGAGGAAGGAGUGGGGGAGAUGUGUAUCUGAGGAGGAGGAUGAAGGCUAUCCAUUCAAAAGCGAGGUCUAAAUAUUGAAAGACAGCACCACAUAAGUUACACAGAGAAGAGUACACAAAAGAAAGUAAAUGUAAUAAUAACAGUCAUCUUAUGAUCAUUUUAACUCUUUUUGGGAUGGUUUUUCAAACUCAGGUAAUACUUGUAGAUUUGUGCCUUUUGUCAAACCAUUUCUCUUAUGGUCACUGAAAAGCAGAAAUGGAUUUAUAUGCAGGGAAGUAUCGUAAGCUGUAGCGGUGCUUUAAUCUUGUGUCAGGGUUUGGACUCCAUCUGCAUAAUAUUUGACGUACUCAAAAGACAAUCAGGUUAAGCCGAGACAAAGCAAAUUUUCCCGACUGAUGCAACUGUGUGUGCAUUCAUUACUCAAUAUUGUGUCACCAAAAGCCAGAAUACUUCUACAGUAAUAACUGUUAAAUAUAAAAAAUGCAAACAUAACCCCAAAGCAGAGAAUAUCCCCUUUGAAUUCUGAAAUGUAGUGCAAACAAACCUUUUGACCUCUAAAUGGUGCUUUUCAAACCACUCAAUCGUGGGCUGGAUGGUUGUCUUAAAAUAGCUCAUGUGUUAUUGAAUUUACUUAAAAGAGACUUGACUCUGUAUGAAAAAUCGAUUUUAUUUAAGAUACAAAUAAUAACAGCAAUAGGUCACUUAGUCGAGAAGUCUGUUUGUGUUCGUUACUAAACCAAACAAUUAAUUAUUACCCCGACAUAUGAAUUAUGAUGCAUUAGUUUCCAUGCCAGGGCUUCCCACAUGACAUUGCUAGACAACCAUGGGGUCCCACUGUUACAAUUCUCUGAUAAGAAACACUUGUUUUAUCUAUGGAUCGUUUGUACUUAAACUGUGACUUAAUCUUCUGUGAUUGCUAUAAUUGGUGCUGAGAAGUCUUAAGCAUUGGAGACAUGUACACAUCUCAAAUCUCCCAUAUGGUAAAGGUGGAGGCACAGGUUGACUUUGAUUGAAGUCCUGCUGCUGCUGCUUUUUUUCCAUAUCAGUCAUGUGCAAAGCCAGAUUGGACAAUCUUCUGCUUACAUUUUAUACCUACAGUGUAGAACCAGACGUGCUUCUGCUAUGGGCCAUAGGACAGGAAAGCAAAAGAUUUGCCUCGUUAGAUUUAGGGACACCUGACGGCAGAGUUAAUAGUCUUAAACCAAAAGCUGCAGAUGUCUGUGGAUGGUCAACAAACACUGAUUGUAUGAACCACUCGCUCCACGUCAAUGUGUGACCGUGGACCUGUUUACUUUGAACCUUUUAACUUUUCUUAAAACAUUACAGCUGGUGGAUCAAUGAACAAUGUAUAUAAUUAUCGACAAUAAAGAACAAUAUUUUAAAGAUAAA
Gadus morhua (Atlantic cod) is the source of this 3125-nucleotide messenger RNA. RefSeq names its product methionine adenosyltransferase 1A (gene mat1a). The record is from RefSeq and is a predicted model, not a curated record. The transcript has 10 exons. Bases 358 to 1521 code for a protein of 387 amino acids. Gene Ontology annotation, molecular function: methionine adenosyltransferase activity; ATP binding. Lineage: Eukaryota; Metazoa; Chordata; Actinopteri; Gadiformes; Gadidae. Gene Ontology annotation, biological process: S-adenosylmethionine biosynthetic process.